Molecule: messenger RNA, 1659 nt
Organism: Moneuplotes crassus
Lineage: Eukaryota; Ciliophora; Spirotrichea; Euplotida; Euplotidae
Source: the annotation of a GenBank genome assembly
AUGUCUUUCAACAAUGUUGUUGAGAAACUCAAACCUAAUACAUUCAUAGAAUCUGAACUGGGCAAAGAACUUGACAAUGAACUCUAUGAAAUGGAGUUUAGUCAGAAUAGGUGGGAAGGAAAGCCAUGCGUCAUGAUCUUCUUCUCUCUAGUCAAAGCAACUGAAGACCGGGGUUCUACAGUGCAGCUCCAAUCUCAGUCCAUUCUGCACCAAAUAAAUGACCUUGUUUUGGAAUCUUGCUAUAAAUAUAAGAGGUUUAACAGCAUCGACAUUUGCAAAGGAAUUAGAAGAGUCAUCCAAAUCGAUGUUAACGACAACGCAGAAGUCUCUAAGAUUGGGACUGAGGAAGGAACAGGGUUUAAUGACAAGAACAGUCUUGAAGUUGUUGACCACAAUAAGCAAUUUUAUCGUAUUAGUCUUGACGUCAACUUCAGGAAUAUUGAUCUAGUUGAUAUAAGACCUCAAGCCAAACACAAAAAUAAUUUAAAGAUAUCUAAUAAGAGAAAGCCUAAAAGUGAAAGCAAGAGCCAUAACCAUGCACCUGACCAGAGAAGUUCUCGAAAGAACUUUUUCAGCAAAGAAAAGGCGUUGGAAAAGAUGUCUUCGCAUGCCACCACCACAAUGGUCGCUCUGCCAAAGCAAAAUGAGGGAAGCCAAUCAGCGAGGACAAAGCAGCUUGAAAAGCCUGCUCCAAAGGAGAGAAUGUUCAUGACACACAACAAGUUCUACAUUAAGCCUGUCAUGAGUGAGAUUAAGGAGGAAGAGAAUAAAAGCGAGAUCUCUGACUCUUACAAAAACAGGGAAAUCGCCUCCUCCGAGCAAGCAAAUCUAAGUGAAGCUGUUAAGAAUAUGAUAAGUAAUACAUCUGGAGUAGAAGGAAGUACUCUUAACAAGAAUUCUCCAUUAUUUUAUGACUUUGAGAUGCUUAAAACUAUCGUGAUUCUUGUAUCCAACUUCGUAGGGCUCAAGGCAUCAUUCGUGAUAGACCAUGAACCAUUAUCCCUUGUGAACAGGAGAGAUGAGGAGUUUAACAAGAGUAACUCCCUUAGCAAGGAAUCUAGCCAAGUACCUAAGAUAAGGGUCAUCUUGGAAUCUAGGAUCAAUGAUAUUGCCCUCAAAAAUAUCAAGUGCUUAGAUGACGAUUAUCAACAACUUGAUAGUGCAAUGAAGAACAAGACUAUGAAGAGCCCUGCGAAGGGCAUCAAGGACUUCUUCCAAGACCAAUCUGGAACGAGGAUGUAUAACAGGACUUCUGAUGAAAAGUCUUUAAAACUUAAAGCUACCGAGAGCAGCAGGUCAGGCUGCCUGAACCAUGAAGAUAGCGAGAGCGAGACUGAAGGAAUAGUCUCUAUAGACAACGAGAAUGUACGUGAUAGGAAUGUUGCACUCAGAAGGGAGUUCAAUUUCAUCACGAAAGAAGCUAGAGAUUCUAUUCAAGAUUCAUCUAGAAAGGAUUACAGCUCUAAAGAGUCCUCUUUUCACACAGAGGAGAAAAAGAGAGAUCCCAAAUCAAGGCAGAGCAAGCUGGAUUUUGUAAAGAAGAUUGAAAUAGAAGAGCCGACUGGGACUCAAGAUUCCAUCUGAGUUGAAGCUGUUCCGACUAAGAUAAGAAAUGCCAAGACUUUGCAUCUGUUAUCUGCUAGAAACAAGAUAACUUAA